UAAUAUUAUAUUACCAGUCAAUUUAUUACUUUAAAUAAAAAAGAAUUUAAUUUGGAUCAAACCAAAAAGUAAAGAAAAGAAAAAUAAAAAGAAAGCGUGCAUAAAAAUAAUUAAAAUAAAAAAGUGACCAAACUUAAGUAUCAAAAUAAUAAUCAUAAAAUAUAAAAAGGCAAAUUUAGUGUUCCAAAUAAAACAAAAAAAUCAUUUGACGUCAAAAUAAAACGACAAAAAAUAAUAAAAAAUUAUCAUAACGAAUCCGCAGUGCAGAACGUGCAAAAAAAUAUAUUCAAAUUAUAUUACAACGUCUUUGCCAACGACCGUCACAAGGAAGAAGAGCAAACAAUAAAUAUAAUAAAUCAUAUCAAAAAAAAAAUACCAGCCAACAUGUUUUGGAUACUGCGAAGAACGGGCGCAGUAAAUCUCUUCAACUCCAUCAACAAUAAUUAUUCAUCAAAAUCUGGUGGAUCUAACUUUAAUUCCGUGUCAGAUAAAAGCAACUCGCGUCCCCCCCGGAAGGCAUAUGGUCGCCUCAGCAUGGAAUCCGACGAACAAACGCACAAAAUGAAGUGCGGCAGUACCGGUGGCAGCGACAUCGAUGACGACGACUCGCUAAAUGGCUAUACGAGUGGCAGCAAUAACAGCAUAAAGCUCCACAACAAAGACGACACGACGACGAAAAAUUGUAUCAAUAGUAGUUUAUACGAAAUCGAUAAUAAUAAUCAACAAAGUGAAAGCAAUCACAAGGAUUUGAACUACAACAUUAUGGAUGCGAGCCAUAAAAGUGGCAUGGAUGCGACGUUAUUGGAUAAUAAUAACAGUCAUCAUGCGGGAUUACGUCUUCAAACUAUCACGUUGUCAGACGAUGAUGAUUUUGACGAAUCCUUAACAUGCAACGUAUGCGAUCGAGCUUUUCAAUGCCAUCGACAACUAGCGUCACAUCAGCAGAAGAAACGACACUUUGGCUGCAGCGGUUGCGACUCGUUAUUCCCUUCGUUAAUGUUGCUGGAGCACCACAAAGAGGAAUUUGAGCAUUGGAGCGACACGGAGGACAAUCACCGCAUUCCUUGUUGCCGACGAAAUCGUCGCUUGGAAGACGACGACGACUUUUACAAUUCCGACACAGCAACGAGUGACGCAGAAAGCGAAGACAUGGAACGACUUUUAUAAAUUGCUGAUUUUAUCACAAAAAAAAAACAUUUUUCGUCAAUUCCGCCACCUAAAAUGAUAUGCAAAUCUAAUUUGAAGAUGAUACAUAUUGAUCGGCGGAUGGCGUGCGCGAUAACAACAAUCCAUCAUCAUCUUCUUCGAGGUAUUUGUAUAAAAAUAAAAAUAGAACCUUUUUUCGGUAAAAGAAGCAUCUCUCAAGAGAAUAAAAUGCUCUUUUUGACAAAGAAAGGUGGUGGGAAUCGUUUAAAUAUUAAGCAGGUCAUAAAUAUAGCUGUAUCCCAAAACACACAAAAAUCCACAAAAAUUCACAGAUUCAAGCAAAGUUCUAACGAUGAUUACAUAGUUUGCCAGAAAUACACAAAAGGGAACCCAAAGCCCCUCACCUCCAUUGUAGAGCCAAAAAAAAAAAAAAUAAAUUAAAACAAUGAAUGAAUGUUUUCCAGCCUUACACCUUUUCUAUUACAAAAAAAUAAGCGAAUCAUCAUGUAAAUGUAAC
Culicoides brevitarsis is the source of this 1663-nucleotide messenger RNA. RefSeq names its product GATA zinc finger domain-containing protein 14. The coding region runs from base 385 to 1167 and encodes 260 amino acids. The record is from RefSeq and is a predicted model, not a curated record. Lineage: Eukaryota; Metazoa; Arthropoda; Insecta; Diptera; Ceratopogonidae. The transcript has 4 exons.